This is a messenger RNA of Limulus polyphemus (Atlantic horseshoe crab), 3208 nucleotides long. RefSeq lists its product as uncharacterized. Lineage: Eukaryota; Metazoa; Arthropoda; Merostomata; Xiphosura; Limulidae. The record is from RefSeq and is a predicted model, not a curated record. Bases 209 to 2260 code for a protein of 683 amino acids. The transcript is spliced from 15 exons.
UGCGAGAACGAGUGUUUGUCUCGCAAUGUUAUAUGUGGCAGGCUAUAUUAUAAGCAUAAUGUAAAUAUACGUAUUUUUUAAAGUUUAAUUUAGUACGUCAGUGUUAUUUUCUAUUUACUUUAGACACGUGGCCUACUAUUCAUUAUCAUAGCUUAUGUAAUUCAAUCAUAUGUCACAAUUUUGUUAAUAAUUAUCAGUAGCAUUAACUAUGGCGGAGAAAAAAAUGCGAUUAAUAAAACUGUCCAGUGAUGACUGUAUCCUCUUUGGCCAAGACAUUAGUCCAGAUGGAAGUUUCUUCUUUAGAACACACUUGGAUGCAUUCAAAAGGAUGUGGCAGGAACAGGGAUCAACCUUCUGGUUAAGAUUUCUAAUAACUUACCAAGAUUUCACAUGGAGAUAUGGAUAUACAAAUACUGCAUUGAAUGAUGAGAAAUUUCCUUUUUGUAGAGAAGAUUUCUUGAGAUGUCUGGAUGAAGGAUACAUUCGACUCCAUAAAAACUUUAUUGAAGGACGUACUAGUAAUGCAAAGAACAUAAUGUUUGAUAUAAUAAUGGUGGCAAGACAUCAACAUCUAUUGCCAAAAAUUUCUAAUUCUUCAUUAGUGAAUGAUCCUUUUUACGCAAGAGAAACAAGGGACUCAUUUCGAAAUAUAUUUGGAAAACCUUGUAGUGAUAGAUUGAAACCACCAAUUUGGAAGAUAUUGUUUGCGUUUCAACUGUAUAGUAGGUUUGCUGGCGCCGUGUGUGAAGUUCUUCGACGAUGGUUGGAUAGUCCAGAAAUAACAGAUGAAAGUAAUGUUUCCAUGGACUCUAGUAACUUAUGGACCAUACCUCAAGAGUGGAAACUUCCUGGUUAUAUACCAAAACCAUUUCAAAGAUAUAUAGCGAGAUUUUGGCAAGAAAAGCUGUGCAGCAUGCUGUGGGUGAAGGAUAUACAUAAAACUUUACUGAGUAAAACAUUCAAGGAAAGAACGGAAGAAUAUAUUUUGUACAAUUGGGAAGAAACAUUUCUUACUAAUUCCUCGGUUGAUCAGUCAUUUUCUUUUGAACAUCACUGUAGUAUAUGUGGAUAUAGAUCUUUUACACAUGCACCAACUUACAACUCUCGUAGAAAGUGUGUUGAUUGUACUUUUUCGCACGAACAUUCAGACGUCUUAUUGGAUGGAAGGACUAAUAAUAAAGAGAAAAGAUAUCGUAGUGCAGAUAGAGUUUUAAAGAAAUCUUCGUCUCCUUGGAAUAAAUAUUAUAAAAAUCAGGAAGAGCCAGAAUAUUCAAAUAUUCAAGAUUAUCCCUUCAACUCAAAUUCAUGUGUAGAAGACUUUUUUGAAUUUCUCAAUAGCCCCUGUGCAGUUGCAUUCAAACAUUUAAUUGAAGAAGAGAAACAAGAGAAAAUUGAUGCUGCCGCCAAGUUUUUCUUUGGUUUUGAACAGGCUCAGUCAGUCUAUGAGGAAGAGGAAAUUAGACCUCACAGAAGUAAAAGUAGAUCUAAGUCACGUCACACAGAAACUACCGAAGAGAAGGAGAGAGCCUGGAGAUUAAAACUGUUGAAAAAAGCAGAAAAGAAGUUCCAGAAGGAAAAAGAACUCACUGCUCAAGCCAUGGAGAAAGAGAAGUCUUCAAGUAGAAAAGAACCACCCGAGACAGAAACAAAACAAGAUGACGAAGAUGAUGUAAACCAUUCAUCGUUACAGACUGGGAAAGGAACAGAUACAAUGUGUAAAAAAGAAGAAAUGAAUCAAGAAAAUGUUAUCAAAGGAAAAAGAACCAAGACAAAGAAGAAAAAGAGAAUUCAUUCUGAUUCUGCUACACAAGAUAAUACAAAUAAUGCUUCUGACCAGGUGUCUAUAGAAAAUGACCCAGAUAUUCAACAAGUUUCUGCAGAAUCUUUUACCUCGCAUAAAUCCUUCAAUAGCACCAGUGAAAAGCUUGACCACAUUGAAAGAGAAAUUAAAGAAACAGGUGGUAUUAAUUUUGAAGAAUUCAAACUCAUGCUUGAGAUUGGAAAAGACCUGAUGGGCAAGCCAGAUUCGAGUGAAGUGAAAAAACAGUAUUCUAAGAACCAGGGUGCAAAACUGAAAAAUUUAAGCUCCCGAGAUACUACUGUUCUAGAGAAUGUCAAAUUGAAGACUGGGAAGAAAGUCAUCGGGAUGAACACAAUCGAGCUAUGCCUGAAAAUUCCUAAAUGUUGUACAGUUUCUUCCUAUACAUUCCAGUUUUUAGCGUGGGACUUACCUUACUCAACAGAAACCUCUAGCUUAUGAAAGUGUUAUGGUUUGGAAUUCAAGAACUGGCAAGGAAUAAUCAAACAACCUCCAAUAAAUUGUUCUUCUUAUAAGUAGAAAAUAACGGCCUUAUUCAUCAUCUCAUAAAUGAAUGUAGAUGAGUGGUUUAUAUAUAUUUCUUUAUCUAGUAAGUCACAUCAGAUUUAUCCUUUAUUUUGUGUUCAUUUAAAAACUUUCAGUAGACAGGACUCUUCAGAUUUACAUCUACUACAAUAAUGGGUGAAAGAACUUCAAAAGAUCUUUUAUACGACAUCAGUAGUCCUUGAAAGUUAAAAAAUAGCUAAUAGUGUACAACAUAAUUAUUUAGUACUUUUUUAUUUGAUCAAUGUAAAUUAGCGGUUAUGCUGGUUUAAUGUUUGUCAAGUUUUCAAACACGAGCUAUUGGUAUAUUUUUAAAUCCUCUAAGACUAUUCUCAGCAAUUAAUUGUGGUUCAAAGACCACCUAAUAGUUGAAAUGAUUGAAAAGGUACUUAUAAACUUUACUGUGAAACUUAUAAUAAAACAUUAGGACAAUAAAUGUAUUUAGGAUCUAAUAAAUGUAUAAGAAAUUAAGUAUUAUAACGUAUUAUUAAGUAUUCUAAGACUAUUCUCAACAAUUAAUUGUGGUUCAAAGACCACCUAAUAGUUGAAAUGAUUGAAAAGGUACAUAUAAACUUUACUGUGAAACUUAUAAUAAAACAUUAGGACAAUAAAUGUAUUUAGGAUCUAAUAAAUGUAUAAGAAAUUAACUAUUAUAAUGACGUAACCAAGUAGUGGUCAGAUACGUUGUUUUUGUAUCCCCACAUCGGUUAUAUCUUUCAAAUUAUACUACCAAUUGCUUAACUACAUGUAUGAGUAAGAAAAUGGUAGAAAUGAGGUUUUCCUCACAUUGAGUGAUUAGUUAUAUUUGUGAAUAGGAAGAUUUGUGAAGUUCAUGUGAGGAUGCUU